Humulus lupulus (European hop) is the source of this 1543-nucleotide messenger RNA. RefSeq names its product E3 ubiquitin-protein ligase SINAT5-like. Gene Ontology annotation, biological process: multicellular organism development; ubiquitin-dependent protein catabolic process. NCBI's taxonomy places the organism in Eukaryota, Viridiplantae, Streptophyta, Magnoliopsida, Rosales, Cannabaceae. The transcript is spliced from 3 exons. The record is from RefSeq and is a predicted model, not a curated record. Bases 351 to 1370 code for a protein of 339 amino acids. Gene Ontology annotation, cellular component: cytoplasm. Gene Ontology annotation, molecular function: zinc ion binding; ubiquitin protein ligase activity; protein binding.
CUCUCUCUGUCUUUCGCAACUGGCACAACCGAGAGAGAGAGAGAGAGAGAGGAGAGAGAAGAAGAAGAGGAGGAGGAGAGAGAAAGGGCCAAGAAAAGAACCUCUUUUUUGUAGGAGAAGAGGGGGUUGGUUCGGUUCCUGGGAAUCCGAUCAUACCAUCUUCUCCUUCCUUCGUUUUUUUGUUCAUCUGAAGUUCUCGUUAGCAAAGGAAGAUAUAGAAGGCAAUUUUCCGAGAAACCCAGGAAAAAACUUUAUUUUUUCUGAUUUGGGUUUUGGUUUUUUAUUAGGAAUUUUUUAGAAAGAGUUUUAGUUUUGGGCGGUGGGUGGGUUGGGUUUGAUUUCUUUUGGAAAUGAUGGACAUGGAUAGCAUUGAAUGUGUUUCAUCCUCAGAUGGUCUUGACGAGGAUGAGAUCCAUCAACACCAUACUACCCUGCAUCCCCAUCCUCAUCCCCAUCCCCAUCCUCAUCAGCAUCAUCCUGAGUUUUCUUCCUCAAAAUCUCGGAACAAUGGCACUAACAAUACCUCUAUUGCUGGUCCAAACGCCAUUGCCCCGGCCACCAGCGUCCACGAGUUGCUCGAGUGCCCGGUCUGCACCAAUUCAAUGUACCCGCCAAUUCAUCAGUGCCACAAUGGACAUACAUUGUGUUCCACCUGUAAAACAAGGGUACACAACCGAUGCCCAACAUGUAGACAAGAGCUUGGAGAUAUUAGGUGUUUAGCCCUCGAGAAGGUAGCUGAGUCACUUGAAUUGCCCUGCAAGUAUUACAACCUUGGAUGCCCUGAAAUAUUUCCCUACUACAGCAAACUUAAACACGAAUCUGUGUGCGACUUUAGACCGUAUAAUUGCCCGUAUGCUGGCUCAGAGUGUGCUAUUGUUGGGGACAUUCCUUUCCUAGUUGCCCAUCUGAGAGAUGAUCACAAGGUAGACAUGCAUACAGGUUGCACAUUCAACCAUCGAUAUGUCAAGUCAAAUCCCCGGGAAGUAGAGAAUGCCACAUGGAUGCUAACAGUUUUCAACUGUUUUGGACAAUACUUUUGCCUCCAUUUUGAAGCCUUCCAGCUGGGAAUGGCCCCUGUUUACAUGGCCUUUCUACGAUUCAUGGGUGACGAGAAUGAAGCACGAAACUACAGCUAUAGCCUAGAGGUUGGAGCAAAUGGCAGGAAACUUAUAUGGGAGGGUACCCCGCGAAGUAUUCGUGAUAGCCACCGAAAGGUGAGAGAUAGCCAUGAUGGUCUGAUUAUCCAGCGAAAUAUGGCUCUUUUCUUCUCUGGCGGUGAUAGGAAGGAGUUAAAGUUACGAGUUACUGGCAGAAUAUGGAAGGAACAACAGAAUCCAGAUGGAGUGUGCAUACCAAACCUAUGUAGCUGAGAUGAUAUGAUUUUUGAAGGCAUUUUUACAGUUUGUGUGAUAAGGACACUGCUGUGUGUGUUCUAUACCUCUGUUCCUAGCUUUUUUCUGGAUUGUAGCGAAAGAACCAAACUGUUGAGGCUUGGAAGUCUAAUGAUUAAUAAAUUGUAUAAUAAGCAGGCUUUCUUCCUUCA